Messenger RNA from Cotesia congregata, 486 nucleotides. The record is from the annotation of a GenBank genome assembly. Lineage: Eukaryota; Metazoa; Arthropoda; Insecta; Hymenoptera; Braconidae.
AUGCUUCCACCGUACAUUAAUAAAGCCAUACUAAUAAAUCCCCGUUUUUUCUCAAAGUUCUCAAUAACGGAGUUUAUUUUAUCACUUAUUAGUUUUUUAACUUCUGGCACGUAUUUCGAAAGAUUUUUAAUUGCUGUUAAGGGUGCGUUGCAUUUAGAAUAUUCCACUGUAAUUUGGUCACCAAGUACGACACAAGCUACUAAUAGACUAGAAAGAAUACAAUACAAACUGAGCAAGCAUCUGGCAAAUCGUACGUUUUUGUCUACAUCUCAAGAAGCCUACAGUAACUUCCAGAUCAGCAAGCUUUCCCAGAGAAGACAAAUAUCGGACUUAAUUUUUGCUUUCAAAAUUAUUAACGGGCACAUCGACUCUCCAGAGAUUCUAGAGAAAGUAGGAAUCAUCUGUCCUAGGUCAAACUUAAGAGCAAAUCGAUUAAUAGAGACAAUUAAAACUACCAAAACCCGAGAAAUAGGAUCGCUAAUCUAA